Cetraspora pellucida is the source of this 547-nucleotide messenger RNA. The record is from the annotation of a GenBank genome assembly. Lineage: Eukaryota; Fungi; Glomeromycota; Glomeromycetes; Diversisporales; Gigasporaceae.
AUGCCUCCAACGAACCAAUUCGAAGAUUCAGACGAAAGUUGGUCAACUUCAUCCGUUGAAGAACGAUUAGAACUUUCGCAAAAUAAACGAACAGGAAAGAGGGGUAAAAUUUCUAUCAUUGCGUGUGAUAGAUGUCGUCAUAUGAAGAAAAAAUGCACGGGAGGAGAUUUUAUGAGCAAAAAACCUUGCUUGUAUUGCACAAAAAAUGGCGGAGAAUGCAUAUAUACAGAUUUAAGAAGACGACGAACUGCGAAUGUUCAAGGUUUUCAGCAAUUUAUUGAUAGAUUAGUGGUCAUUGAGGAUCAAUUAAAAAAAUUGAUUAGUGACCUAAAAGAAUUCUUUGAAUCAACAAACAAUCAUGAAGAAUUUCAUGAAGAAUUUCAUGAAGAACUUAAUGAAGAACCUGAAUUUUUUGAUAAUGAAGUCAGGUUCGAAAUCAUGGAUUUCAGCAAUAAAUCUUCAGGUGAUUUCGAUGACCAAAAAUCCUUAGAAGAUCCUUCAAAUCCUUCUCCGACCUUACGCUUUGAGCCAGAAGAACAAUCUGACG